This is a messenger RNA of Clunio marinus, 246 nucleotides long. Lineage: Eukaryota; Metazoa; Arthropoda; Insecta; Diptera; Chironomidae. The record is from the annotation of a GenBank genome assembly.
AUGAUAAAAUAUUAUUGUGUUUCAGAUGCUACAACGGAAUGGAAAGCUUUGAUGAAUUUUCGAAUUUCAGAAUUUUCUUCGAACAAUUUGGAAAAAUGUUCACAUGUCAACACCUUUGUCAACGCUGUAAAUUCACGGUUAGCUAUCAUAUCGUUAAAUAAAAUUGAAGCUUUGAAAUGGUUGCUCCCAAAUGUCCAAAAAGCCCUAAAGUUACGUGAUAUCAUUGCAGGAAGUAGAGCAGGAUGA